This is a messenger RNA of Cladophialophora bantiana CBS 173.52, 621 nucleotides long. RefSeq lists its product as uncharacterized. The transcript has a single exon. The record is from RefSeq and is a predicted model, not a curated record. NCBI's taxonomy places the organism in Eukaryota, Fungi, Ascomycota, Eurotiomycetes, Chaetothyriales, Herpotrichiellaceae. Bases 1 to 621 code for a protein of 206 amino acids.
AUGUCGCAAUCCAUCCCAUCCCACUCCGCCCUUCUCAUAAACCUCUUCCAAGACCUCUCCGGCUCCUGGCUGCUCAACCGUAAGUUACAAAGUGCCGACAGUUCGGCACCUUCCGGGCGAUGUUCAGGCACCGCGACAUUCACAACCCGUGCUCCAUCACCCGUUCUUGACGCCGAUGGAAACCUUCACAUUGCCCAUGCAGAACUCUUGUAUCAUGAGCAGGGCGAGUUUGAGAUGAUGAAAGCCGUCGGCAACAAUUUGGCGAGCGUUCCCACCUUCACCUUUGCGAGAAAAUACAUCUGGCGUCUGCAAAGAACCGAAAAUGCCGUCACAAUCAGCAUAUGGUUCACCAAGCCAGGAACUGAGACCAUCGACUACCUCUUCCACAAGAUAGAUCUUCCUUUCGACAACGACUCAGAUUCGCAGUCGGAUCAGAGGCUCGUCCUCCACGGCACAGGAGGUCACCUCUGCGUUGAAGACUUUUACAACAGUUCCUACUCAUUCACAAUGAGCCGAUCUGACCCGAGUUUGCCGUUGACUCUGUCCUCUUGGACCACCGUCCAUGAAGUCCUGGGCCCAAAGAAAGAUCAAUACAUUGAGACAACUUUCGCCAGACCCUAA